CACAAGCUAACUAUCUGGCUAGCUGCCCGGCUGAACGGUUGGUGUACGGGCUGCUUUAAAGUCUAAACGUAGAUUCGUUUGUGUUAAAAAGAUAAAUCAGAGGUGUGAGCGUUUAUAUUUAUGCAAAAGAAACCUAAUAUCGAGUCACAGUGUAGUGAAUCUUCAGUGUGGUGCUUCGAGUUAACAAAAAGUUGUUAAAAGUGCUCGGAAAAUCGAAACUGACGGAAUAGAAGCGACUCGUACGGAUUUGUCGGGCGUGUCGGGAUGUUUAUCGUGCUUUUAUUCAUGUCGGGCCACAUUUAGGUCGUCCAGAAACAGAAAUUUCUGCUUGGCCCCGCAUGACUCCGGAGUUCCCCUCUCUGGGCACAAAGAGAGCUGACGAUGAUGCAACAGCAGGCAACAGCCGGAGCUCUGCUGGUUUUCACCCGGAGCGCUUUUCCCUGCGCACAGCUGACUGGCUGCAUGGCAACGCGCCGACCAAUCAGAGCAGCGUCGCUAAUUGGCCUAACGGAAUAAUAAAGCGACCAAUUAUGAUGUCAGAGGUCCGCUGGUGUUCAGAUAGCCGGGUGGAGGCGGUGUGUGGGUGCAGCAGCCUCCUGAUGGAUGGAUUGAGGCUCUGCUGAGGUGAAGACUUUGAAUUUCUUCUUCCUGUCCCCGUUUCAUCUCUACACCUGAGGAGACUCAGAGAGCAGCACCUGCAGGCAGCACAUCCAAAUGAGCCGGCCGUCGCAGCCGAAACUAACCACAGCUGACCACAACGGCGUGAGCGUCAUCCAGAGUCAGGCCCACGCCGCCGCCUCUUCUUCGUCUCUGCCGGCAGGCGUAGCCGGACUGCAGCAGGUCCCCCAGCUCGUCCCCGCAAACCCUUCGGCCGGAGGCGGUAAGGCCCUCCCCCCCAGCAAGAUGAAGAAACCCCAAGCAGAUAAGGACAGUGAGGAGUACCGCCAGCGACGGGAACGCAACAACCUGGCGGUGAAGAAGAGCCGCAUGCGCAGCAAGCAGAAGGCGAUGGACACGCAGCAGCGUGUCAACGAGCUGAAGGAGGAGAACGAGCGGCUGGAAGCCAAGAUCAAACUGCUCAGCAAAGAGCUGAGCGUGCUCAAAGACCUCUUCCUGGAGCACGCCCACAACCUGGCUGACAACGUCCAGCCGCCUGCCGGCCCUGAGGGCUCCAGUCCCGCCCCCAACAACACCUCCACCAACGGGCAGUGAGGGGGCGGAGCCACAGGGACGUUUGCCCACUGCAGCUUUUCUGUCACUUCUCACUAUGGAAACAUGGCCUGACACCUUCGUCAUUGUCUCUCUGUGGUUUAUUAUUUCUCUUUUCUUCUAUUUAAUCCCUUCCCUGCGAACUGAGACGAUGUCCAAUCAGGAUUCACGCUGAGUGGAUCAGAGAAACUGAACCAGCAGGCGUCUGUAGGAACCACAACAAACACUUCCUGUGUUUUCUUCGUUUGAGACCCGUUCAGUCCCGAGUCCGCCGGGCUGGAUGCGGACUGACUCGGUGCAUCGAGACGAUGGCAGAUGUCAGCUCUUUAAUUCCUUUUUUAAGAUGUGUAUUUUCUUCUGUUGUUCUACAAAGAGUUUUUAAAAAAAUGUUUAAGGAACCCUGUUGAGAUUUUUAAGGUUGUCACUGUGUUCACUACGAAAUCUGAGUUUUACAGCCUGAGUCUUUCUGAGUACGAGUCACAAGAGGAAGCGUCAGUAGCGACAACGAAAACCCCACGUUUGAUUAGCUACUGUGCAGUUUGAACAAAGCUCUCAGAAAGACCCACAAACACAACGCAACAGCAGAGUUGUCCUGUCCAGAAUUGACCUUCACACCUUUAGUGUUUGUGUGUGACAGGGAGUCACUUCACUUCCUGGGUCAGAGGGCAGCAGCAGGUGGUCCGAUGGUGUUUUCACUGCAGACGCGACUCAGUGUUCUGUGGCUGACGGGAUAAUAACAGCUCUGCUUCUGCCACAAAUAUGACAGGAAGGCCCAGGCUGUGUUCAGAAAUUCAUACAAAAAUAAACAUCUGUGGAGUAACGUGUCAUCUUUGACCCUGCCCAGCUCCCCAAACCCUCACGUCCCGGUCCCGACAGGUGUGUUUGUGGUGCUGGGUGGACCCAGACGCCUCAGACAUAUCAGACGCUUGAGGCGAGCCGCAGCUUGAAUAAAUCCACUUUUAAGCUGCGCCGGGUCGUUAGCUGUCUGCUAAUGAGGUCGGAGCGUAUCGGGACAGGCUGCGGCCCCGCCCCGCCGCCCAGCUGUGGAGGAGGCGGGUCCACGGCCUGUUGUUGUCUGACUUUAUAAUUGUGUGAGCUUUGUAUGGGCGUGGAGUGUUUUUCACAGAAUCUUUCUGUCAGGAACUUCACCUCCCUGCAGGAAUGUUGUUGUCUGUCUGAGUCCUGCUGCUCCUGAGCCGCUCAGCUCAGCGUUCCCCCAGCGUUUCCUCGGUGUUCCCAUCAGGUUGUCACACAAACCUAAACCAGACCCUGCUGUAGUUACUGACUGGAUCCAGAACCUGGUUUCAUCUUGAGCUAGCGCGUGAAGCUCUGCUAUUGGCUGUGUCAGGGAAACGCGCCCUGGGAGUCGUAGUUGACUUGAUCUCAUUCAGUUUCUUGUGACUUUUUAGCAAAGAAUUUUUUAUGGUGAUUAAACAGGAAGUUAAAAAAUGUUUGAUCAUUCUUCAAUAUUCUCAAACUGUCAUUGUGAGUCUGACUGACUGAUUUUAAUAUUUGAGAGUUAACUCAGCUGAAGCUUGUUUUGAUUGACAUAAUGUUGUGGGAACGCUGUGCUAACAGUCGCUGGCUGAGCUGCACUGAACGCAGCCUCGUCUUUUUCACUUUUCUAUCAUUCAUUUUCUACACUUUUGUUCCAAACCGCAGCAUGUUAAUACAAGGUGUUUGCAUGGGGGAGGGGGACCGCGUCUCAUGUUAAAAUCAACGUUCUGACAGUAAGAGAACACGGAUUGGAUUCUGCUGUGAUGUGUUCUGUGUUCUGUGGAAGAACCUGAUGUGUUGGGGUGUUUGUCUCGUUUUGCUUCGGUUUGAAUGUUGCUGGGCAGCAUUUCUCUGUCCUCACUCUGCUUUUUUUAUAUCAGAGGAAUCUGGGCUACAAUGUGCAUUGUAAAUUAAAAUUGAGUAUAAAAGUUCA
Messenger RNA from Scatophagus argus, 3139 nucleotides. RefSeq names its product CCAAT enhancer binding protein gamma (gene cebpg). The record is from RefSeq and is a predicted model, not a curated record. Gene Ontology annotation, biological process: DNA-templated transcription; regulation of transcription by RNA polymerase II. The transcript has 2 exons. Gene Ontology annotation, molecular function: DNA-binding transcription factor activity, RNA polymerase II-specific; RNA polymerase II cis-regulatory region sequence-specific DNA binding. The coding region runs from base 715 to 1212 and encodes 165 amino acids. NCBI's taxonomy places the organism in Eukaryota, Metazoa, Chordata, Actinopteri, Scatophagidae.